AUGUAUAAUAGAAUAAAACACAACAAACCCGACCUGCUUAUGCAUGAUCUGAAGAUCAACGAAAUCAUUAUAACAGAAGUGGGAAUAACGAAUAAACGAAUUAUCCCGACCAUGCACAGACCAUUCGUAACGAAACACUUUAGAAGAUACAUGAAUCAAAUGGAGGUACUCGAGAAGAUCCAAGCCUACAUGCAAAUACAUACGCUGAAACGAACGUGUGACUGUAUUCUGGUAGAUUUAAAAACAUACAACGUAGACGCACCCAUGGAUGGCGAGGAAUUGGAAAGGUUGCUUGACAAUUUGUGA
This is a messenger RNA of Zophobas morio, 306 nucleotides long. RefSeq lists its product as uncharacterized. The transcript has a single exon. NCBI's taxonomy places the organism in Eukaryota, Metazoa, Arthropoda, Insecta, Coleoptera, Tenebrionidae. The coding region runs from base 1 to 306 and encodes 101 amino acids. The record is from RefSeq and is a predicted model, not a curated record.